AUGCGCUGCACAUUCAACUCGCUGGUGCUGGCCACCCUGGCAAUCGGCCAAGCCUACGCCGCCUCCCUGACUCACGCCCACUCGCAUUUGCACAGUCAUGCGGCCCGCAGGCAUGACCACGUCGAGAAACGCGCGACUGCCUUGACCGAUGCCGACGCCACCAAGCUCACCUCGUUGGGUGUCAUGUCCUUGGGCAUCAACUCCUUCACCGCCAACGGACAAGCCUGGUUGGGUCAAGACGGCCCUUACCAGAACGAGUUCGUCAACGAAUCCGGCGAGGACUUGAUCCUGCUUGUCUGGGGCGUCGCGGGCUCAUGGGUCAAUGCCGUCCAGCCCACCAUCACGGCGUCCAUCCCUGCCGGCGAGUCUCUCUGGGUCUCGUUCGCGGAUGGCGCGUCUGGCGCGUGGACCGCGGUCUACCCGGACACCCAGCUCGUCAACGGCCAGGCUUCCAACACCUGGGGCGAGUUCACGUUCGGGCAAUGGGGUGUGGUGGACGUGUCGCGUGAAGUCAACAUGAGCGGCCAUCCCAUGAGCAUUGUCGGCCCAUCCUGCGUGAGCGACAUGGACACGUGUGUGUUCCAGUGCUCCGAGGGCAACACGUGCAUGUUCAACUACCUGCUCCUGAACUGCGAGAACGGCAGCCAGCCCGGCGCCAACUACGGAACCUUCGAGGGCGCUCCGAGCGGUGGAUGCGGUGGCAUGGGCUCCAGCGCGACUCUCAAGACCACCUUCUCGUGA
Messenger RNA from Cladophialophora carrionii CBS 160.54, 741 nucleotides. RefSeq lists its product as uncharacterized. Bases 1 to 741 code for a protein of 246 amino acids. The transcript has 2 exons. The record is from RefSeq and is a predicted model, not a curated record. NCBI's taxonomy places the organism in Eukaryota, Fungi, Ascomycota, Eurotiomycetes, Chaetothyriales, Herpotrichiellaceae.